UCAUUCAAAUCGCGCCAAAUUUUAGUUGAAGUUGUGAAAACAAUGGCGACUGUUGCUAACCUUAUUGAUUUGUUAAGUUUUGAUGAGCCUCAGCAAAAUGAAGCACGUUUUGAACAGCCAUCGCCAGUUGAUUUAUUUGGAGUAUCAGACGGUAACGGCAACAUUUUUGUGCGUCCAUAUGAUCCUUUUGACUCUGUCGAAAAGGAAGUUUGUUUAAAGGGAUUGAAUGUAAAGGCUGAAUUAAAGAACACUCUCCCAGUUGAAUCAACAGACAAUGCCGCCUGCGAAAAUGUGUCCUCGGACUAUCCAGACCUCAGUAGCGAAAGUCCUCCUGUUGGCAUGGGCGAUAGCAACAAGGCACAGCCAUGCAAAAGCAACACAUUCCACAAACAACUGCUUAAGCUCAGCGUUCCCGAAGCAGCCUUAAACACUCCAACUCAGAGCCAUUGUAGAUCGACAAGAAAUGUGGGUUUGCACAUUGAAAAACAUUAUUUUGGCGAUAAUAUGGAAAUGCUGGCCGAGGAGUCCCCACUUAAGCUGAUAAGAGAUGAUAUUCCGUCCAUAAAAUUACCGCCAAAAGAGUCUAAGAGCAAUUCCGAAUCAAAUUUCGAGGCUGAUCUAAAGAUGAUGCGAAUUAACAUGGUGGAUUCUCCGCCGAAAACCUCAUCGCAUAUGGUCAAUGGGAGGAAGGCAGACGAUAUUUCUAAAUUAAAAAUUAAGCUGACAAAUGCAGCUGGUCCUUCCAAAACUAAGUCGGAUGAUGUUAAAGAUGUGGCCAGGCUCCUGCAAGACCUCAAAGUUCUGGUGCAGAAACAUGUGAACGAAGAUUUCCAGGAGCAGUUCAAUGCCAUUAUUGAGUCCUUACGUACUACCAUUGAGUGUCAGAGCUCGGCAGCAACUGAGGAGAGUGCCGAACAAAAACUAGCAUCUAUUUCACAUAUUUACAAACGACAAGGAACUUUCGAUAUUGAGCUUCAGGAAAAGAAUGCAGAAACUGUAGACAUGAAUGAACACUUCAAGGUUCCCGAUCAACAAAUGCAGGAUCCGUUCCCCGAUGCCAUGAUUGCAUCGUCAGCCACCUAUGACGGUGAGUCCCACACCGAUGAAAAGGAAACAAGUCCACCAGUGCUACAGAUAUCUGGAGAAGCACAACCGAAUAAGGAAACAUUUAUGACGCAAGUCCUUGACCAUAAUUUUGUUGAGCAAAUAAAUAAGCUCUUGGAACGGCAGAACAUUACAAACAAUAAUGAGCAAUGUAUCAGCACUGUAGAACAAAAACAGACGGUUAUAUUGGUUGUUAAUUCUGCAGGACCUUCUCAGUUGACUCCACAGUGUGUGCCCCAAUUUUCGCCAAUGAAAUCAAACAAACAAGUCGAUGCCACAAAGCAUCAAAUUAGCGCAACUCGACGACGCUCAUCAUCUUUGUCCAUACAUGAUAAGUCUCAACUCUCCCAUAUACAAGCAAAAAAUGGAUUGAAACGCACCGACGGGAACAAUCGCAGCAAUGCGACAAAGGAUUGCAAUUUGAUGAUCAAUACAGCAGGCAGCGAUAAGACUGCGAUGUUCAGACAACGCCGAAACUCAUUCUCAGUUGGAUUGACCACAAAUAAAGGAUCCGCAUCUGGCCUAAUGCAGAUAAAUAACCAGCAACAAAAACAUUAUGAACAGGGCAAGGUGAUCUUGGGAGCCCGUUCGAAAAACUCAGAAUCUAUUAUAAAAAGUACCGGACCGAUGAAGCCGACUAUUCCAAUAAAACGCGUCAUUCCCAUGAUGAAGCCCUCUAGUGCCCCCACCUUGUCAACACACACCAUUACAACCUCUAGAGCUGGCGGCAGUCAUGAUCUAACACUGCAGGACCCCACACAGACCAGCAGGAAGUUCCACACAAGCACACCAAUGUCCCAAAUGCGCUGUCAACAACGCAUUCUUUCUAAACCAUCUGGUGAUCAUACCCAGCUCUGUGUCACUCCCAUUGUAAGACGCACCAGUCUAUGCAACAAAUUGGAUGGCUCGAGCAUCAACAGGCCCAUAACUAAAACUAAAUCUCCGUCGAAAUUUGGCCUGGCCAAUAGGCAGGCUGGUAAAUUUAAAAUGUGAACCGGGUGUAACCCAAGGAUGGUGAACCAUAGGCCUUAAACUUAAUAUUCUGAUUAAGAAUUGAUAUUACUAGUACGAAUUAAUUAAAUUGACAUUGCGAUUUAUAUUGAAAA
Messenger RNA from Scaptodrosophila lebanonensis, 2210 nucleotides. RefSeq lists its product as uncharacterized. The record is from RefSeq and is a predicted model, not a curated record. Lineage: Eukaryota; Metazoa; Arthropoda; Insecta; Diptera; Drosophilidae. The transcript is spliced from 3 exons. The coding region runs from base 43 to 2097 and encodes 684 amino acids.